Messenger RNA from Hibiscus syriacus, 301 nucleotides. RefSeq names its product choline monooxygenase, chloroplastic-like. The transcript has 3 exons. NCBI's taxonomy places the organism in Eukaryota, Viridiplantae, Streptophyta, Magnoliopsida, Malvales, Malvaceae. The record is from RefSeq and is a predicted model, not a curated record. The coding region runs from base 12 to 281 and encodes 89 amino acids. Gene Ontology annotation, molecular function: 2 iron, 2 sulfur cluster binding; iron ion binding.
AUGGACCUUGGAUGGACACCAAUCUGGCAAUCCCAUUGGGACCAAGGAAAUGUUUGGUAGUGUUUGACUAUUUUCUUGAAGCUUCCCUUGAGGGUGACAAAGCUUUCAUCGAGAGAAGUCUAAAGGAUAGUGAAAAGGUUCAGAUGGAAGACAUUGUACUGUGUGAAGGUGUUCAAAGGGGUAUCGAGUCACCGGCAUAUAACGGUGGAAGAUAUGCUCCGAAUGUCGAGAAGGCCAUGCAUCACUUCCAUUGUUUGCUUCAUGAGAAUCUGCUAAACUAAAUCCACCUUGUUACGUGAAU